AUGGUGCUAGUGUCACGUAUCUUUAUUAGGUUGUCCAGUUCUAAAGAUGUUUGUCUAGCUCUAGAGAGUUUGUGGGACAUUGGUACAGAACUAGGGUCAUCAGUAAAGACAUGGAGACAUCAGUACAGACAUGGAGACAUCAGACAUCAGUACAGACAGCUGAUCGUGUCUGACGUCAAUGAACAUCCACCAGUCUUCGACCCAGGUCGCUUUUACAGUUUUAACAUCAGUGAGGCCACUAGUGUGGGCAGCAGCGUGUUCAGUUUACGACAGAUGGCCACAGACAUGGACAUCACCGGACAGGUGGCUUUCUACUCGCUGCAACCCUGCCUGCAGGCGCAGGGUGACGGGCGCCAUUUCUUCCAGAUAUCAGAGGACGGCAGUCACGUGAUAUUGUCGCAGCCUGUGGAUUUCGACGUCCUUCAGAGACAGGGCCGGCUGACCUUGACACUCAACCUCUCAGCAACGGAUAACGGAUCGCCACUGGCCCUUUCAUCCUUCACAACACUGACCGCCCAUGUCAGUGACGUCGACGAUCAGGGCCCAGCAUUUGUCUAUCGCGACUGCCCAAGGGUAGACAAUUUCUGCAGUGUACCCUACUUUCAGGCGGCCAUCAAAUGUGGAUUUUGGGGACCGCUGAGACUAUAUCCAGGCGCUAUCCAGGCGGUGGACAGGGACACACAGAACUACUCCAUCCUCUACAGCAUCUCGCCAGUGGAACCCGACAUGUUUGCAGGUAAUCUGCACAUCGAUGCACGGACAGGAGAGGUUCAUGUCGAGGCCGUGCCAUGUCCGAACAACAUGCAGGAGAUUCUGCUGACUGUCACUGCCAGAGAGAGUUCGCCCCUGGGACACAGCAUCUCCACACACAUCCAGAUCAAACUUGUAGACAGUCUGGUGUUUGCCAACAUCGCCUGGAAUUUGCCAGAGGCCACUGAUAAUAGAGCCAGCUCCAGCUCCUCGCUGUCGUUGACUGUGCUUCUAAUUGUACUGCUGGCAUUUAUUAUAGUUGGCAGUGUUCUGGCCGUGGUCUCUGUUCGUGUUUCCCGCAAGAGAAAACAAAACAAGAUUGAGAGCACAGCAACGAGUGCAACAAUGGAAACCAACGACUGCCACCGGUAUCACACCGAGCUCUCCAAGGCCUCGUCUUGUCUCCAGACUUAUGCCUACAACUGUAGCCCCAAUUUAUCACAGUCUAGUGGCUGUAACAAUAUUCCGGCCACACCAACAGUCAGAGCUGACAGAUCAGUGGAGACAUUUGUACCAGCAUCUACAGGAGACAUGUGCACAGCCUUCAUGACGGCAGAAAACAAUCUAUUCCCGGCCGAUGUCUACUUCAGUCCCAGUCCAUCUAUCCCAGGACGGUCGAACCUGAACAGUUUCUAUGACCCCAACUGCAGUUUUGGCUCGAUGAAACAUGAAAGAAUAUUAAAAGGAAGCAGGCAAGCGGGUCAGCUCAAGCUGACACUGACAGAUGAAUUUCCCCAGAAUGUUAGAGCUAUGGCUCAAAAAGUUUGCUUUCACAACAACACUUUCAACCACUCAAACGUUUGA
Candidula unifasciata is the source of this 1554-nucleotide messenger RNA. Lineage: Eukaryota; Metazoa; Mollusca; Gastropoda; Stylommatophora; Geomitridae. The record is from the annotation of a GenBank genome assembly.